Penicillium lagena is the source of this 1866-nucleotide messenger RNA. RefSeq lists its product as uncharacterized. Lineage: Eukaryota; Fungi; Ascomycota; Eurotiomycetes; Eurotiales; Aspergillaceae. Gene Ontology annotation, cellular component: nucleus. The record is from RefSeq and is a predicted model, not a curated record. The annotation marks the transcript as partial. The transcript has 4 exons.
AUGUCCCACAGAUCUCGCAAAAAGCAAACGCGACUUGCCUUUGCUUCCGCGCCACCAGAAACUGAAGCUGCUGGUGGCAGUCCCACCAAAAGCGACGGCCGCUUCGCUCGACUAGAAUACGGACAUCCCAGCAUGGCCUCUUUGCUCACGAGCAAGUCUCGCAAAAGCCAGUACACAUCGUCGAAGGAAACCACUCCAAUCAAAUCCUCUAUACGCAAACACGAAUCGAAAGACAAGUCGCGAUCAAAGAAGAAAAAGCACGCGAUCAAAAGUGAAAACGAGGAUGGUCCUCAAGACAACCAGACUCCUGUGAAAGAGCCCGCCGAUAGCGCAUCCUCAGAAGACGAUAUUGUCGCACCAAGCACCCAAAAGAGGAAGAGACGCCCUCCCUUCGCCUUUGAAAUCGAAACCACAGCUUCACACGCUAUCGACAAGUCAGACAUGAGUGAUUCGAAGGAUACAGGAUCUCGAACACGGCGGAAGCUCAAGCGGAAAGCGGAAAGCUCACCCAUCGUUCUGAGCGAUUCUGAGGAUUCAGAUGGACCAGUUCUCUCGUCACCCGUCAAGAGGCGCCGGCGGGCAGUGGUCACGGAAACCCCUCAGACACCACACUCGUCUGCCGAUCGGGAUAGAUUGGAUAUUGAAGAAGAUCUGGAGGAUCUCCAAGAUUCAGUCGUCAAGAAAUCACGAACUCGUGGCCGGCUUGCCGGAUCGGCUCGGGACAAGAGGCAGAAGCACCUAGAAGCCCUCCGCCGCAGACGAGCCGGACUGAAGGAAGAAAGCGAGCCUGAAUCAGAGAAUGAAUCAGAUCCUGAUGAAAGCGAAAGUCCAACCACUCAACAAACUGCUGACAGCCGUCGCAUCACAUUGGACGACAGUGAUGUUGAAUCUGCUAUUCCGAGCGAUGAGGAUCUUGAUCGCUACGAGGAUGACUUUGUGCUGGAAGAUGACCAAGACAAACUGGGGGUGCCAACCGAAGAAAUCCCGUUCGAGUUCACGCGGCACGCGUACAAGCAGCUCAAGGAAUACUUCCGGGAUGUUGUGGAGUGGAUGGUGCACAACAAGCUCAAUCCCGCGUUCCCCCGCAACAAUGCCAUGUACAAAGUGGCAUUCAUGAAACUGGAAGAUGAGGUCAAGGGCCGCGCGGGAUCCCAGUUGAUCUCUUCCGUAUGGAAUGCCGAUUUCUGCAGAGCCCUCCUGGCUCGGCCUCAGGUUGAGAUGACCGCUUUUCCUACCGCACUGGACCACCCGUGCGAUGCCUGUAAUCGAUCCAAACACCCUGCAUCCACCGAUAUGAUGCUCUAUGGCAAGGCAUACUCCCUUGAGACACUCGAGCCAUUGAACGAUGAUUCAUCAGAGGACAGCGACGAAAGCAAGUCUAGUAAAGACGAGGAUGAGGGCGAGGACUCCGGUGAAGAGCGGGACAGAGACGGCCAUGUGUUGCCGCCUGAGAGCAGGCGCUUUCUCCUGGGCAGGCAAUGCAAAGCCAAAGCCGAGCUCGCUCACACCCUGACUCAUUGGCGCUUCCACCUCAACGAAUGGGUCGUCGGCUACCUCGAGCGCAAGGGUCAUAUGGACAGACCCGAGGUCAUCAAGCGGAAUGACAUGAGCCAGAAGCGCAAGACGAAAAAUGCAAAUGCAGCCGUCGACCGCAUGGUCGAGGCGGACGAGAUCGAGAAGUUGUGGCGCGACUUCCACCUGAAUCUCAAGUCUGCGCGGGAGAAUACGGUAUGUUGCCUUUCUAUGAGUUCAUUCGAGCAUGAUACUGAUAUUGAGACUGUCUAUAGUCGACUUUGGGUUGAGGAGAUGCGCCCUUCCUUUUCUUCCUGCUUCCAGUUCGCCAGCCUGUUUUCAGCUGCGCUCUUG